AUGGAGCGGGCCGCGUUGUUCGCCCACGGGCGGGAAGCGCCGAUGGCUGCCGGGGACGUGGGCGAGCUCUUGGUCCCCUACAUGCCCACCAUCCGGGUGCCCAAGACCGGCGAUCGCGUCUACAAGACCGAGUGUGCCUUCUCCUACGACUCGCCCGACUCCGAAGGAGGCCUUUACGUUUGCAUGAAUACUUUCCUGGGAUUUGGAAGGGAACAUGUAGAAAGGCAUUAUCGUAAGACUGGACAGUGUGUAUACUUGCAUAUCAAGAGGCACAUGAGAGAGAAGGUAACAGGGGCAUCUGGUGGAGCUUUACCAAAAAGGAGAAACACCAAGCUAUUUUUAGAUCUUGAAUCUAACGGUGAUUUAAAUAAUGAUGAUUAUGAGUAUGAGGAUGAAGCUAAACUUGUCAUAUUUCCAGACCACUAUGAAAUUCCUUUACCCAAUAUAGAAGAACUGCCAGCACUGGUGACAAUAGCUUGUGAUGCAGUCCUCAGUUCGAAAUCUCCCUACAGAAAGCAAGACCCAGACUCAUGGGAAGAAGAGCUGCAAAUCUCCAAACAUGCCAACACUCUGGUGCAAAUGGACAACGGGGUCAGGAUUCCACCAAGUGGCUGGAAGUGCUCCAAGUGUGACUUACGGGAGAAUCUUUGGCUAAACCUCACUGAUGGAUCAAUACUUUGUGGCAAAUGGUUCUUCGAUGGCAGUGGAGGAAACGGACAUGCGCUCGAACAUUACAAGGAGAUGGGUUAUCCCUUGGCAGUGAAGCUUGGAACGAUUACUCCUGAUGGUGCAGAUGUUUAUUCCUUUGAGGAAGAGGAGGCUGUUGUGGAUCCUCAUGUCGCCAAACACUUAUCUCAUUUUGGAAUUGACAUGCUCCAAAUGCAUGUGACAGAGAAUGGCCUGAAAGAUAAUGACAUAAAACCCCGAGUUUCUGAAUGGGAAGUCAUUCAAGAGUCGGGCAUGAAACUGAAACCAAUGUAUGGACCUGGAUAUACCGGCAUGAAAAACUUGGGGAACAGCUGCUACAUCAACAGUAUAUUGCAAGCCAUUUUCAGUAUUCCUGAAUUUCAGAGGGCGUAUGUGGGAAACCUUCCAAGGAUAUUUGACUACUCUUCUUUGGACCCAACACAAGAUUUCAAUACUCAAAUGGCUAAAUUGGGACAUGGGCUUCUUUCAGGCCAGUAUUCGAAACCUCCCGUGAAAUCUGAGCUUAUUGAACAGGUGAUGAAGGAACAACACAAGCCUCAGCACAAUGGCAUUUCUCCGCGCAUGUUCAAAGCUUUUGUAAGCAAAGGGCACCCCGAAUUUUCCUCCAUUCGGCAACAGGAUGCACUAGAAUUUCUUCUGCACCUUAUCAACCUGAUAGAGAGAAACCGGAUUGGCUCAGAAAACCCCAGCGAUGUCUUCCGUUUCUUGGUUGAAGAACGGACGCAGUGCUGCCAGACCAGAAAAGUACGGUACACGGAGAGGGUGGAGUAUCUCAUGCAAUUGCCUGUAGCAAUGGAAGCUGCAACAAACAAAGAUGAAUUGAUUGCCUAUGAAUUGAAGAGAAGAGAAGCAGAAACAGCAAGGAGGCCCCCACCAGAAGUGGUCCGGGCAAGGAUCCCUUUCAGUGCUUGUCUCCAGGCCUUUUCUGAACCAGAAAAUGUAGAAGACUUCUGGAGCAGUGCCCUUCAAGCCAAGUCUGCUGGCGUUAAAACGUCUCUCUUUGCUUCCUUUCCUGAAUACCUGGUGGUUCAGAUAAAGAAAUUUACUUUUGGUCUCGACUGGAUCCCUAAGAAGCUUGAUGUUUCUAUAGACAUGCCAGAUCUUCUGGACAUCAGUCACCUCCGAGCAACAGGCCUUCAACCAGGAGAGGAGGAACUUCCAGACAUCUCUCCACCUGUGAUCAUUCCCAAUGACCCCAAAGAUGGCAUGAUGAACCAUUUCAUGGAGCCCCCAGAUUUUGAUGAAUCCUCCGUGAUGCAGCUAGCAGAGAUGGGGUUUCCGUUGGAAGCAUGCCGAAAAGCCGUGUACUAUACUGGCAACAUGGGUGCCGAGGUGGCUUUCAACUGGAUCAUUGCACACAUGGAAGAACCAGAUUUUGCAGAGCCUUUACCCAUCCCUGGCUAUGGAGGAAUGGCCUUUUCCCGAACAGGAGGGUCAGGAGGUCCUCCAGGGUUGGAUAAUCAGCCUCCAGAAGAGAUGGUAGCCAUAAUUUCCUCUAUGGGAUUUCAGCGGAAUUUAGCUCUUCAGGCACUACGGGCAGCAAAUAACAACUUGGAGCAUGCAUUGGAGUGGAUCUUUAGUCACCCUGAGCCAGAGGAAGAAACUGAAGUAGCUUCUGAGGUCAUGACUAUAGAAAACCAUGUGAAUGCUAACAUCCUUGCAGAAUCUGAUCCGGAAGGACCCCGGAUUAAAGAUGGACCAGGAAGAUAUGAACUCUUUGGCUUCAUCAGUCACAUGGGGACAUCCACCAUGAGCGGCCAUUACGUUUGUCAUCUGAAAAAGGAAGGAAGGUGGGUUAUCUACAACGACCUUAAAGUUUGUGCCUCGGAGCAGCCACCCAUAGAGUUAGGAUAUAUUUACUUCUAUCACAGGAUACCAAGUUAGACCUCACUAUGUUCUCUGGCCUUAAGAAGCCAUAAGCCUUUUUAUUCUGCCAAAAAUGUGUUUCAAGUAAGCAAAGCCAAAAAAAGAAAAGAAAAGCAAGAAGGAAAAUAUUUGGUCCUAUUUAUAGCUUAAAUCAGGAUAAUUCAAUUGAUGCCUUCUUAAACCUUGUAGAGGAGAGCUUUCUGUUAAAUGAUGGUGCAUUGUAGGAUUUUAAAGUGUGUCUACAUUUUGUGGAGACCUUAAGACUGUUCUGACCACUAGCAGAGGUUGCAGCAAACAUCCAGAGAACACAAAACUGUUCCCGCACUGAGAAGAAGUUUCCAUCUUACUUUUAACCCUUAAGGACUGAGGGUAGCGAAGCCGUUGCUUUGAACUAGGAAUUCAUCACUAUUCUGGAUGAAAUCUUAUUUGCUAGCAUGAAAAGUUGCUUAUCUGGAGCCCUAAGCUUCCAAUUAAAAAGAGGAAAAAAAAGAUGUAAGACCCCAGAAUAUUUUGCAGACUUCAGAGCUUGAAAUUAAACCUAAUUAUUGAAGCCAAGGUGACUUAUAUUGUGUCCCAAUACAGUCUGAAUGGUGGUUUUUUUUUUUCAUUUGGGAUUUGAUCACAUGCCAUGAUUUAUUUUAUUUUAUUUUAUUUCUGCACCGGAUGAUUGAUGGUCCUAAAGUUCCCCAUCUAAGAAAGUGCUCAUUUCAUUCCCUGCAAUGAAUCAGUGUACGCACAUAUGCGUUUAUCUGGCUGUAUAACGGUGUCCCUUCCACCAGCCUGCGCAAGUGUUUAUGAGGGCCUGUGGAUCGAUAAACAUCAGCAUGGCUAUUUCCCCUCCUUUGUUAUGAAUUGCAAAUAAAGUUUGAAACAUGCAUCAUAGAAAUGCAUGGGA
Molecule: messenger RNA, 3469 nt
Organism: Protobothrops mucrosquamatus (brown spotted pit viper)
Lineage: Eukaryota; Metazoa; Chordata; Lepidosauria; Squamata; Viperidae
Gene: USP13
Product: ubiquitin specific peptidase 13
Exons: 21
Coding region: 1-2592 (863 amino acids)
Biological process (GO): protein deubiquitination
Molecular function (GO): cysteine-type deubiquitinase activity; zinc ion binding; protein binding
Source: RefSeq, a predicted model, not a curated record